GUGGGGUUUUGAAAAGAAAGGAAAUAAAGUGUUCCUCUUCUUUAUUCCACAUCAAUCAGAAGACAGCAGCAAGAUGAAAUAAGUAUUCGUGCUUUCUGACAAGACGUUGCUAGCUGCGGCUACUUCGAUGAAGCUAACUGACUUUUCCGAACUUUGCGGUAUUUAGACGUCUUUUUUGGCGGGGCCUUGAUCCCACCAAUGUAACCGAGGGUUUAUCUAUGUCGCCAACACUGUAUAAAACUACAAAAUAACAAAGACGGAGGCUCCAGAUUUACACGAGAACCACUUUAUUUCCUCUCUUUUCAAAUCUCCGCUCUACCGCAACGCGUCACCACUUCCGCUCUUAGCGCCUUCAAAAUAAGAGCUCCAGACAUACACAGUAUAACAGGAAUUGAACACCACAAAGAGGCAAGUCCAUAAAAAAGGUGACAUGUAUAUUAGUCCAGAGCCGCAGGUUACCUCGCACACAGUCUGGACACCAGCUCGUCCCCUCCGCGUCUUUAUCGCCACAGAAGUAGGCAAACAAGUCUUUGCCUUUCCUCUCCGACACCGCCUGGCAGAACUCGGCGUAGCCACGCACGUGUAUUUCUUCAUAACGCGCCAUGUUUCACCUCGGCGGCGACCAGACAAGCAGCGAGUGGUUAGAAGUGUUGGAAUAAAAGAAGGAAGAAUGUUCUCGAGGUGGAAGUUGUGCGCUCCUGCUUCCCUGCGGCGGCAUGUGACAUAACCACUUCCGGUUGGCGACGACACGUAUAAAACGAAUUAUUUUUACCACCGAUAUUUUUUAUGACAUUUAAUUUAUAAUGCACAAUGCCAAAAUAUGCUUCUUUGUAAUAAUAAUGAUUUAAUUAAAAUUACAGGUAGCGCAAAGGCGAAGUUGUUAAGAGUUGAACUGUUUCGCUUUCCGUACAUGUUGUCAUAGCGGCGACGGUUUAAAUUUACCAGUAGUUUGGACAACAUUGUUCAUAAACACUGUUUAUACACGUCGCCUUUACAAAUAUUUACAUACCACAUAUUGUAUAUGCAAUGUAUUUGUAAUACAUUGCAUAUUGAUUGCGUAAUGAAGACACUCUUCAAUACAAAGGCUACUACGUUAGCGCUUCCGUAGUUAGCGGCUAAUUUGCUGAUGUUCGCUGUAAUGAGUGCAUGAUGUUUAAAAGUGGCAGCAUGAUUUCUCUUAGACCACCAACUAACAGUUCAGAGUGGAUUGUUAGACCUUCACCCAUUCGUGAAGGCGGCUUCUUAUCUGCUGGGGCGUCCCAAACUAAGCUGUUGUUCAAUGAAGCUGUUCCCACAUGCCUCAGCAACCGCGCCACAGUGGUCGGUCCACCGGGCCCCAUCGUGAUCGAGAAGCUGCUUCCCUUCUCAGGAGCGCUGGAGAAGGCGGACAGCAUCAAGAGCUUGCUCAGCUUCAGCAGUCUGUCUGAGGAGAAGCUCCAAGCGGCUGUAUAUCUGGCCAAGAGAGACCUGAGACGACAACGAUUCAAUGCCAUGUACAAAUCUCCUGUCAACAAUACCCAAGACGCUUCUAUAUUGAACAAAAGUGACGCGGCGUUGCACCAGGAGAUUAAAACAAGACCCGGAUCUAAACAUCCGGUCCACACCACCAAGAAGCGCCCUGUUGUUUUGUUACCCACAGCAAGACAUCCUGUCUCGAGGCCGAUGGGAGGCGCAAACCAACAUGUUGUCUUACGCAAGGAGAUCCGCAUGCUUCAAAAUGAGCUGGAAAAUCUAAAAAAGGACAGAGCCUGCCAUGUAAAGCCAAAGGAGAGAGUAAAAGUACUUGCAGCCAGACAGGGCACAUCUAGGAAGCCUUUCAUGGCCUUUGGUGGCCAGCCCUACACUGUCCAGGAGCAAAGAGAAGCUGCACGCCUGCAGAAUGUCUGCAAACAGGAGUUCUUGGCUCUGCACGCUGAGCUGAAACCCCCAGACAGCGCAUGCAUACAGAGUAGAGAAUCCAGGUUAAGUGGUGGCUGCACUUCAAAGCAAUGUGCAGAGGACACCAAUAGACCUCGCAUCGCCUGUAAGUUGGCCUGGACACAAGAUUCUGUCCUGAGGCCACCUGAGACUGUGGGCCAGCGGGGUCUCUUAAACCAAGAGAUGCACACGCUUGACAAAGAGCUGGAAACCAUGAUCCAGUUAGUGGGGAAACUGUCUGAGAGAGGGAAAGCAAAGGAGCAGUUGGAACCCGACGAACAAAAAAAGUUUGAGGUGCGCUGCCAGAAGCAAGCAGUGCGCUCAGCACGUAGCAUCUACACUCUUCAACAACAGAUUCGAGAGACACAGCAGUACAUGGAGAAGUUGCACAACCAGGACAUGUGGGAUGCUAAAAAGUCCACAGCAAUCCAACGGCUUACAAGUGCUCAUCGUGGGACUCUAAAGGUUUUGCGGGUUAUUGUUGUCCAGCUUUCAGAGCAGUGCAUGAGCCAGCUGCCGUCCCAUUGCAAAGAACUGAGCAGGCUUAUCUGCCAGCUCUCCUUGUGCACAGCCAAGAUACAAGUUGAGUCGGGCUCAGCAAUGCCCAAGACUGCUGUCGACAUCUUGCAGAAACUAGAGCUUUUGGAUUCUGCCAUAAGUAAACAGGAGAUGUUGCUGCAAAAAAAAAGGACGCAAAACCAAGCAGGUCCUUUACAGAAGAAGUCCAACAAUCAGAGUGUAUCACCUCCCAGAGCACCAAAGGGUCUCAGCAGAGCACGUGGACCUCCUAAUGCCACAAAUCCCACAAGACGUAGCCACGUUUGUUCUCAAAGGAUGACGGCACACAAGCAAAGAGGACUCCAGGGGCCGGCACAGCAGAAGGUGCAUACAUCUGAAAACGAGAGCAAAAAAGAGGGGGCGCUACAGCAUGAGAAGAACAAGUCUCCACAAAUGCUGGGCAAUCAAAAGCAGAAUGCACAUUUCAAGCAGCCCACCGUGUCUUCUCGGCUCCGGGUGAAUCAACCUCCACACAGGGAGCCGUCAGUGCCGUGGAUACCUGCAUCUUCUCACUCUCUUUCACCGCCACGCUCUCAUCAAAAGAUGUCACCCGAGCCCAAAUGUUUGUGGUCUCCCCCAAAGCCCUCAUCAUCAGUUCCUGUCGGGCAGAAAGAUGUCCUGGGGUCAGUAACAGUCAAAGAUGCUGACUUAAGCUUAGAAAAAAAAGAACAAGCCCAGAGUGAAGCAUUAAGAGGCGUUUGGCUGGAGAAGACAACAAUGCAGAGACUGAACGAGCUCAACCAGUUAAGUGAAGAGGAGGUUGAACGUAUUAGGAGACUGAGGACCGAGGUCAUGUCGCCGACACAGUGGGCUGAGAGAGCCGAGCAGCAGGCUCGAGAGAAGAUCCAGCCUCUUCUGGACGAAGCUAAGCAUCUUGGCGAGUCCAGGAGCAGGAGCAGCGUAUCUCUGAGGAACAAGCUGUCAGAGCCGGCUGCAAAGACGAUUGGAGAUAAUGCUGAGCAGCUGGGUGAAGUCUUACUGGAUGAGCUCUUAGAGGAUGCUGCACAGGCGGCGUGGACGCUCAAGAUAAGUGAGCAGUGGGACGGCGUCAGCAGGAGGGCUAUGCAAGCCCCCACCCUGGAGAGUAUGCUUCUUCGCAUGGAGGAGAUACAGAAGGACCAAGAGGAAGUAAGGAGACGCUUUACCUCUAUUGCCUAUUCGGAACCCGAUCAGUUGGAGCAGCAAGCAGGCUCUCAGGUCCAAGUUUCAGGCUCCAGGCCAAACACCCCACAGCCCAUUAGACUGACGAGGUUGGUGUUGAGGCAGCCUGAAGCAGCUGACAUUGUUCUGGAGAAACCCGUGGAGACCAGCAUCCUCUCUGAGAGCAGCCUGACAGAGGAGGCGCCCCAAGACCAGCAGCCGGCAAACAGAGUUGUGAUAUUUCCGGGUCCCAAGGAGCAGAGCGCCAGGACGGUCAUCAGCGUGCCAGGUAGCGUGCUGAGAAGCAUCAGACGGUAUCGGGACGAUUACGAUACCUACCUGUGUGAUGUGGCGCAUGACCCGGGCGGAGGACUCAACUCCUGGUCCAUUGCAGACAGACUUUUCUCUUCUCUCUGCACCUGCAACAAUCAUUGACAGUGCUUAUCAUUCCAACUACAUUGCUGGGGGUUUACUGAUGGUGUGGCCUGGGAAUAUACAGAGAGAAUGAUGUCCAUCUUCACAGUUUGCUCAGUGAGUGUGUGGCGGUCCUUCCUCUCCUCCUCUCUCCCGCGCUCACAUCUACAUGCUCAACACAAUUGUUCACUUGCUGCAAUGCAGAAGACUCUCUCUCAUCUCAGCGCCCACCAUGACGCCAGCUUCUCUCCUACUAAUGUCCAUCCAUUUCAUGUCUGUGUGUGUGUGUGUGUGUGUGUGUGUGUGUGUGUGUGUGUGUGUGUGUGUGUGUGUUUGUGUGUGUGUUGAAGGGUAAAUCCAGCAAUAAGUUGUUGUCAUUAGUCCUGCAGUGAUGACAAGAAAGUUUGAAGAGACAGGUGUGUGUGUGUGUGUGUGUGUGUGUGUGUGUGUGUGUGUGUGUGUGUGUGUGUGUGUGUGUGUGUGUGUGUGUGUGUGUGUGCGUUCACAUUGAAUGAGGGUGGAGAAACACACCGGCAUCAGUGCUUAAUAGAGAUGUAUUAUUGUUUUAUAUAUUGUUUUUUUAUAUAUAUAUAUAUGUGUGUGUGUGUGUGUGUGUGUGUGUGUGUGUGCGUGUGUGUGCGUGCAUGUCUGUUGGUAUUAUUGUUUUAUAUAUAUGUGUAUGGAUGUAGGUACUUGAGUGUGUAUAUGUAUAUAUGCAUGUGUGUGUAUUAUUGUUAUGUAUAUAUAUAUAUAUAUAUAUAUAUAUAUAUAUAUAUAUAUAUAUAUAUAUAUAUGUGUGUGUGUGUGUGUGUGUGUGUAUGGAUGGAUGUAUGUACGUGUGUGUUUGUGUGUGUAUAUGUAUAUAAGUAUAAAUAUAUAUUAAUAUGUACAUGUAUUUUGGGUCGGCACCUCAUGCUACUGCAGCCAGGCUGUGUGUUUGGGGCCCCUGGGUCCCACCUUCCAGAUGGCUGUCUUGGUUGGAGGCUGAAGGGUGUAGUCUCUGCAUCUAUGGUGGCCGCAGUGUGCACUGCAAAGUAUUGUGCAGUGCACUGCAAAGUAUUGUGCAGUGCACUGCAAAGUAUUGUGCAGUGCACUGCAAAGUAUUGUGCAGUGCACUGCAAAGUAUUGUGCAGUGCACUGCAAGUGGGCCAGCUGCUGGGUAGUGUCAGCCUUGUGUGUCAGCCUGUCUGUGAUCUUUUUUAUUUAGUUUUUAUUCCCUCAAGGGGAGGAUUGACCAGGGCAGUUGCUGGAUGUUCCAUUGGCAUGGUUGGGGUCCCGGCAGGUGGGGUGGGUGGUUCUUGUGGCCCGGUGCUGGGCGGGCGACUUGGGUGGGGCGGGCCCCGCCGUGCUCUUGGUUUGCUGGUGGGGUGGGGGCGGUCUUUCUGUCCGGCUGUAGGGAGUCUCUGGGCCCUUCGUGGGUGGGGCAUCCCGCCUUUCUGCCUGCGUGGGUGUGGUCUCUCACUUCUGCCUGCAUGGGUGUGGUCUCUCACCUCCAUGGAUCUGCUUUCUUUUCUAUUUCAACUUAUCAUGAUGUAUAUGUAUUGUUGCAUUUCUAUUGUUGAUAAUAGAGGUAUUUAUUGUUAUUAUCAUAAUAUUUUAUUAGAGCGUAUCAAAAUACGAAUUGGUAUGUCAGACUCAGCCCUGUCAUGGUUUAACUCUUAUCUUACUGAUAGGAUGCAGUGCGUCUCCUAUAACAGUGUGACCUCGGACUAUGUUAAGGUAACGUGUGGAGUUCCCCAGGGUUCGGUCCUUGGCCCUGCACUCUUCAGCAUCUACAUGCUGCCGCUAGGUGACGUCAUA
Molecule: messenger RNA, 5829 nt
Organism: Nerophis ophidion (straightnose pipefish)
Lineage: Eukaryota; Metazoa; Chordata; Actinopteri; Syngnathiformes; Syngnathidae
Product: KIAA0753 ortholog
Exons: 20
Coding region: 1147-4050 (967 amino acids)
Biological process (GO): protein localization to centrosome; centriole replication
Cellular component (GO): centriolar satellite
Source: RefSeq, a predicted model, not a curated record